GAGGCUCAGCCCUUCCUUCUUCGUGCCCACCAUCUCAUCUCCGGGACGGUGAGGGACCCCUGCAGUCCCCUGAGCGGAGGCUAGCAGGGACAGAGACUAUGAGGCAAGCAGCCCAUCGACCCAGGCCUCCUUAGGACCAGCCCUGGCACCCAGCAAGCAAGUCAGCGUCAGCGGGAGAGGAGAUAAAAGGACCACGGAUAAAGGACCACAGCGGUUCAUUGGGGGAUCACUUCCAGCAGUGUCUGAAGACCCUAGCUACGCUGAGGGGACAUGAUGGAUGGCCAGAUUUGCAGAUGCUGACACACACCACCUUGGACGCGUGGGGCUGCCCAACACUGACAGGCUCAGACACGAUCCGCGACAGCAUCACCCGCUGCCACAGCCCGCAAUACAGACCCCCCCACACACACGCAGAAACAACUGGUAACUCUGAAACAGGCACAGUGACACACAACACCCCUCUCCUCAACACACACGAGUGGGGACACCCAUCCUCCAAAUACAAAAUACACACAAGACAGCACUGACCUGUGGGACUGACCUGGAGACACGCACACAAACAUACACCCUCAGCCAAGCGCUGCCGUUGGUGGCCUCUGUACACGCUUCCCCACCCUCACGGGGACACCCUGCCUCUCCACAUUCUCACGCAUGCACACAAUCACGCGCAAACAUAGCUGACAUAGCCCCAGCUCCAGCUCUGGCAGCCCGGCGCUUCCUGCAGCCUCCUUCGUGGGUGGGAAGAACUCAGCCUCAGAUGGAGCCUCUUUAAAGCCAAGCGCUCCGAGGGGAAGGGGUCUGGCCUGGCAUGACCCUCUCAAGACCCUUUAUUUGGCUGGGUGAUGUCCCCUAGUCUGGAUUCUGAGGACCCUGGGCAAUACCAUGGAGCAACUGACAACCCUCCCGCGGCCUGGAGACCUUGGAACUACGGAACCCUGGGUACUGCCCGCCUGGCACAGCUGGAUUCCAGGCCAGGGGGGCGAACCUGGAGACACAGCCCCUAGCAUUGCUGAUACUCCCACAGCUCUUCAGGUUAGAAGACUGAGGCCUGAGGAGAGUUCCGAGCCUGAGGGAACCCAGAGCCCUGGGCCUGUUGGGAACACUGACCCUGAAGGACCAGAGGCUGGGCUGCCCUGGCUAGGGCAGGAAGCAGCAGUCUUUGGAUGCAGUUGUCCCAGGCUGGAGGAUGAGGAGGUACAAGCUUUGCGUAAGGCCAAGCUGAACAUGGGCCUUGGGGACAGGCCCAAUCUGGAGCUGCUGAGGGCCCUGAGGGAUUUGCAGCAGCGCUGUGCCAUCCUUAAGGAGGAAAACCAGAUGCUGAGAAAGAGCAGUUUCCCUGAGACCGAGGAGAAGGUGCAGAGGUUGAAGAGGAAGAACGCCGAGCUGGCGGUCAUUGCCAAGCGCCUGGAGGAGAGGGCUCAGAAGCUGCAGGAGACGAACCUAAGGGUGGUGAGUGCCCCUGUGCCCCGGCCAGGGGCCAGCCUGGAGUUGUGCCGGAAGGCCCUAGCCCGCCAGCGAGCCCGGGACCUCAGUGAGACAGCCAGUGCACUGCUAGCCAAGGACAAGCAGAUUGCUACCUUACAGCGGGAGUGCAGGGAGCUGCAAGCCAGGCUGUCCCUGGUAGGAAAGGAGGGUCCCCAGUGGCUCCACGUGCGGGACUUUGACCGGUUGCUGCGUGAGUCCCAGCGUGAGGUGCUGAGGCUGCAAAGACAGAUCGCCCUGCGCAACCAGAGGGAACCGCCCCCACCACCCCGGCCCCCGGGCUCCACUGUCCCCUCCAGAGCUGGGGCACCGGCCCCCGGGGCCCCGGGAGAGGUCACACCCCAGGAGGAUGUGGACACCCCACCCGUGAUCCUAGAGGAGCCAGAGAAACAGCAGAGAGUGCAGCAGCUGGAGUCUGAGCUCAGCAAGAAACGGAAGAUAUGCGAGAAUCUGGAACUGGAAGCCCGGAAAAAGCAGAGGCGAUGUGAGGAGCUGGAGCUGCAGCUGAGAGAGGCCCAGAAUGCGAAUGCCCGCCUUGUGGAGGAGAACUCCAGGCUCAGUGGCAGAGCCACCGAGAAGGAGCAGGUGGAAUGGGAAAAUGCGGAGCUGAGGGGCCAGCUCCUGGGGGUGACACGGGAGCGGGACUCAGCCCUUCGGAAGAGCCAGGGCCUGCAGAGCAAGCUGGAGAGCCUGGAGCAGGCGCUCAAGCACAUGCGGGAGGUGGCCCAGAGGAGGCAGCAGCUGGAGGUGGAGCAUGAGCAGGCUCGGCUCAGCCUGUUGGAGAAGCAGGAGGAAGUCCGGAGACUGCAGCAGGCCCAAGCAGAAGCUAAAAGGGAACAUGAAGGGGCCGUGCAGCUGCUGGAGUCUACCUUGGAUUCCAUGCAGGCCCGGGUUCGAGAGCUCGAGGGGCAGUGCCGCAGUCAAACAGAGCGCUUUAGUCUUCUGGCUCAGGAGCUUCAGGCCUUCCGUCUGCACCCAGGCCCCCUGGAUCUGCUUACUUCUGCCCUGGGCUGCAGUGCCCUCGGGGACCACCCACCACCCCCUUGUUGCUGCUCUACCCCUCAGCCCGGCCGGGGGUCUGGCCCCAAAGAUCCUGACCUCCCGCCAGGCUCCCCUGGACGCUGUACUCAGAAGUCUUCUGAGCUUGCCCCUGCCACCCUUACUGGGGUCCCUCGAAGGACAGCCAAGAAGGCAGAGUCUCUCUCUAACUCCUCUCGCUCAGAGUCCGUCCACAACAGCCCCAAAUCAUGCCCUACACCAGAGGUGGACACAGCCAGUGAGGUGGAGGAGCUGGAGGUAGACAGCAUCUCUCUGCUCCCAGCGGCACCAGAGGGGAACCCAGGAGGAGCCAGAAUCCAGGUCUUCCUAGCACGCUAUAGCUACAACCCCUUUGAGGGUCCCAAUGAGAACCCAGAGGCGGAGCUUCCACUGACAGCGGGCGAAUACAUCUACAUCUAUGGCAACAUGGACGAGGAUGGCUUUUUUGAAGGAGAGCUCAUGGAUGGCCGAAGGGGCCUGGUCCCUUCCAAUUUUGUAGAGCGAGUAUCUGAUGACGACCUCCUGACCUCUCUCCCCGUGGAGCUGGCCGAUUUGUCACACAGCUCGGGCCCUGAACUCAGUUUUAUGAGCGGAGGUGGGGGUGGCAGCAGUAGCGGGGGCCAGAGCAGCAGGGGACACAGCCAGCCCAGGUCAGAGGAGGCUGCAGCAGAAGAGCUCAGUCUGAGCCCCCCACCUGAGGGCCUGGGCGAGUCUCUGACUGCGCCUUAUCCCCGUCAUCUCAUGGUCCUCAAGCAGCUAGCCCACAGUGUGGUGCUGGCCUGGGAGCUGCCUCCUGAGAAAGCCGACCUCCGCGGCUUUCAUGUCUGUGUCAACGGGGAACUGCGUCAGACGCUGGGACCCGGGGCGCCCCCGAAGGCUGUGCUUGAAAACUUGGACCUGCGGGCCGGGCCUCUCCAGGUCUCUGUUCAGGCGCUGACCAGCAGGGGCAGCUCUGAUCCUCUUCGCUGUUGCCUGGCUGUGGGUGCGGGGGCGGGGGUUGUACCCAGACAGCUGCGGAUCCACCGGUUGACAGCCACGUCUGCUGAGAUCACCUGGGUGCCUGGCAAUAGCAACUUGGCCCAUGCCAUCUACCUCAAUGGGGAAGAGUGUCCACGUGCCCGCCCCAGCACCUACUGGGCCACCUUCUGCCAUCUGCGGCCUGGAACACUCUAUCAGGCUCGAGUGGAGGCUCAGCUCCCACCCUGGGGGUCCUGGCAAUCAGGCUGCGAGAGGCCAGAGCAGCGGUCUGCCACCCUCCAGUUUACCACACUUCCGGCAGGACCCCCUGAUGCCCCUCUGGAUGUACAGAUUGAAGCAGGGCCUUCCCCUGGAAUCUUGACCAUCAGCUGGCUCCCUGUCACUAUUGAUGCUGCUGGUACCUCCAAUGGAGUCCGGGUCACAGGCUAUGCCGUCUAUGCCGAUGGGCAGAAGGUCAUGGAGGUGGCUUCCCCCACAGCAGGCAGCGUGCUGGUGGAGGUGUCCCAGCUGCAGCUGCUGCAGGAGUGCCGUGAGGUGACCGUACGCACCAUGUCCUCCCAUGGCGAGUCGGCUGACUCCAUCCCAGCUCCUGUUGCUCCAGCCCUGGUUCCAGCCUGCCAGUUAGCCAGGGGCUCCUGCCCCUCACCACGAGCAAGCCCAGAGGUCAGAACACCCCUUGCUCCAGCCUCUCCGGGGCCUGGGGACCCCAGCUCUCCCCUCCGGUAUCCUUCCUCCCAUGGAACUCAAGAUCCUCCAGCAAGCCCUUCCAUGGAGACAUCCAGAGGACCUCAACAAGAGUCUCCAGUCCCUUGCCCUCAGGAAGAGGCCAGGGCAGCUGUGCUGGGUGCCUCGCAGGAGAGGAGGACUAGUGAGCUAAGCCUGGGCGAGGGAGGCCCUGGCCCUGCAGUUCCCUCCCUGACCAAGCAGGAGGCUGAGUGGACCUCGGAAGAGGCCAGCCCCACUCAAGGAGCACUGGCCCCGAGGGUACCAAGUGCUGAGGUCUGCCAUGGAGAAGAUCUGGGCUCAGGCUUGCAACCCACAGCUGAGAAAGAGGAGACAACAGAACUUGGUGUUCGCUUGGUGAACUCCAUUGUGGAUCACAGCCGCAACUCAGAUCUAUCAGACAUCCAGGAGGAAGAGGAGGAGGAGGAGGAAGAGGACCUAGGUUCUGGGACUUGUUCCUUGCAGCAGCAGGUUGCUGGCAACAGCAUCAGGGAGAAUGGGACCAAGCCUGACCCCUUUUGUGAGACUGACAGCGACGAGGAGAUCUUGGAGCAGAUCCUGGAACUGCCCCUCCAGCAGUUCUGCAGCAAGAAGCUCUUCAGCAUCCCGGAGGAGGAGGAGGAAGAGGAGGAUAAGGAAGAAGAGGCAGAGGAGAAGCCAGGGGCUGGCUCUUCUCCCCAAGACCCCGGCCAGCCUGAACUUGCAUUGCUGGAGCUAGGCUGUGGCAGUGGCCAGUCCCAGGGACCUGGCCCAUGUCCCUUGUCUCCUGAGCCCUCCAUGGCCAGGGACUACCCGGAAGAAAUGCCGGGAAUACUACUACUUGGUGGAAGCAGCCGUAGGAGAGGAGGAGGCUCCCCUGAGAAGCCACCAAACCGCAAGCGGCCACCAGAUCCCCGUGAACACUGUAGCCGGCUUCUUAGCAAUGGCGGGCCCCAGGCCUCUGCCCGGCCAAGCAACACCCCGCGGGAGAGGGGUGGCCUCCCUGUGGUUGAGGGCACCAGGGGUGGACUGGAGGCUGGUGGGAGAGGGCGUCCGGGCCUUUCUCGGAGGUGUCCCCGUGGCCCGGCUCCAGAAUCCAGCCUGGUCAGCUGCCUGUCCCCCAAGUGCUUAGAGAUCAGCGUGGAAUAUGAUUCUGAGGAUGAGCAGGAGCCCGGCCUCGGCAUCACGAGCUCCUGUUACCCCGCAGAUGGGGAGGCCUGGGACACAGCACCUCUGAGAAGGCCCAGGGGCCCUCUGAAGGUCAAUUCAGGCCCCAACCCCUACCUGCACCUCCCAGCCUGGGAGAAAGGGGAACCCGAGCGGAGAGGCCGCGGUACCACUGGCAGAACCAAGGAGCCACCCUCCCGGGCAACAGACACUGGGGAGCCCAGAGGGCAGGACAACUCUGGGCGGAGGGGACCCCAGAGGAGAGGGGCCCGGGCACCCAGGCUUGGUGUCACUGAGCUGGGCCCUCCGAGGAACACUCCAGAAGCACCAGCUCAUCAGGAUUUACCCGUGAGGGUCUUUGUGGCUCUGUUUGACUAUGACCCUGUGUCAAUGUCACCCAACCCUGACGCUGGAGAAGAGGAGCUUCCCUUCCGGGAGGGCCAGAUCCUAAAGGUGUUUGGAGAGAAGGAUGCGGAUGGCUUCUACCGGGGUGAAGGUGGGGGACGUGUAGGCUACAUCCCCUGCAACAUGGUGGCUGAGGUGGCUGUGGAUAGUCCAGCGGGCAGACAGCAGCUGCUGCAGCGGGGUUUCUUGUCUCCAGAUGUUCUCACUGAGGGCUCAGGGAAUAGUCCCUUUGUGUACUCCACAGCCCGAGCAACUGGACCUCCUCCCAAGCCCCGCCGUUCCAAAAAGGUAGAGUUAGAAGACUCUGCUCAGCUCUCUCCAGGCCCUCCCAAGCUGAUCACCUCUGCUAGCCUGAAGGUUCCCCGGCCCAUGGUGGCUGCAUUUGACUACAACCCAUGGGAGAAUUCCCCCAAUAUGGACGUGGAGGCAGAGCUGACCUUCAAGGCAGGGGAUGUCAUUACUGUGUUUGGGAACAUGGAUGAUGAUGGCUUUUACUAUGGAGAACUGAAUGGACAGAGGGGCCUGGUUCCAUCCAACUUCCUGGAGGGCCCUGGGCCUGAGGUGGGUGGCCCAGAGAGGGAGCCUGGGAUAUCGCAGGCUGAGAAUCAGGACUGGGGCAGCACAACACAAGGGUCCCCAGUGCCCUCAGGCUGGCACUGUGCCCCCAGCCCACACAGCUCCCCCAGGACCGAACUGGGGGAGCCACAGGGCACAGCCGAAAAGGUGCGAGGUCUCCUCUCCAAGGGGAAGGAGCUCCUUAGAAAGCUGGGUUCUGGAAAGAAGGAGUGAAGCCACUGCACCCAUCCUGCAGGCAGAAGUGGCUUGGUCCCUGGAGGCUCCCCGGUCACCACGGUGACUGGGCAGGGAAGCCCAGUGAGCUCAGAGCUCCUGAUCUCUGAGUGAACACUGUGGCACUCAGAAGAAUCCAAGGGACUAGGUGACGGGGUCUACGCUGGGUCCUCAAGGAUGAGUCCUCUAGAUGGGUCUGUUCCUCUUCAGGGAGGGGAACUGAGCCCCAGCGUGAGUAACUUAACCAAGGUCAUCAAGCAUCCGAUCAGACCAGAACUGGACCCAUGAUUCUUGACUCUCAGUCCACCCUCAUAGUCCAAUCCUAGUUCCUACCACUAUACUGGCCCCUUCUUUGGCCCUCCCUUCUCCCAGGACAGGACCUGGGUGGAGAUAAGGGCCACUCUUCUAAUGGCUCUGGCUCUCUUGAACAUGUCUUCCCUCCCUCGAAUGAACAUUUGCACUGGAGUCUCCCCCCCCACCCCGACCCCCACCGGGGCAGUGGGCAGAGCCGUGUAUAUAUGUGUACAUACUCAGUGCCUCGUCCAGCUCCUCCAUCUCGCUUCCACCGCACAGGCCCCGGGAAGGAGAAAGGUCAUGCCAAAGCGGGCCUGACCCCGCCCCACCGUGCUCCACCCCCUCCCUGCCCAGGCCACCUGGCCCCUGUCUCAUCCCAUCUCCCUCAAGCCCGGGGGAGGGGGGGACCAGGGAGCAGAAAGCAGGAGUUGGGGUUGCCUUAUUUUGCUCAUUGGAUUCAACUUUCUCUUUUGCAUCAUUUUCUUGUGGCCCCUGUUGGAGUCCGGGGGCUAAGGGAAAGGACAGAUUUAUGCAGCUAUUUUCAUACAUUCCCUGUUCAGAGCGGGUAGGGAGUUCUCUAUCCUUAUCCUAGCCACCCCAUUCCCUCACCCCCCGGUUGGGUGGGACUCUGCAUGUUUCCUUGGCUGUGGUUGGAGAUUGUUUGACUGAGCCCCCGCCCCACCUUAGUCUCCAGGGUUGUGCAAUGGUUCGGGGCAUUUGUUUAAAAAGACAUUUUAUUAUAAUAAAGUCUAUUUUCACAAAAUC
Molecule: messenger RNA, 7620 nt
Organism: Jaculus jaculus (lesser Egyptian jerboa)
Lineage: Eukaryota; Metazoa; Chordata; Mammalia; Rodentia; Dipodidae
Gene: Tspoap1
Product: TSPO associated protein 1
Exons: 31
Coding region: 883-6561 (1892 amino acids)
Biological process (GO): neuromuscular synaptic transmission
Cellular component (GO): mitochondrion
Molecular function (GO): protein binding
Source: RefSeq, a predicted model, not a curated record